AUGUUGGAGAAUUAUAGCAACCUGGUCUCAAUCGGUCUUUGCAUUCCCAAGCCAGAUGUGAUCUCUUUAUUGGAGCAAGGGAAGGAGCCUUGGAGUGUUUUUGAUAGUGAGCUGACAAGAGGCCUGUACCUAGAAUAUAAAUCUAGGUGUAAGAACAAGAAAUUAUCUCUGAAAAAGGAUAACUAUAAAAUAGAUUCAUCCCAAUGCGUUAUAAUGGAAGGAUUUACAAAGCAUGGACUUAAACAGGGAUCUCAGGAAAGACAUUUUAGCCAAAUCUCAUGUACCUCUGAAAACAUGUCCCCUUUCAUUCAGCAAACAUCUCUCCCUCUACAUCAAACAUUUAAUACCAAAGAGAAAUCUUAUGAAUGCCAAAAACAUAAAAAUGCCUAUGGACAGGACUCAAAACUUACUACACAUCAAGAAGGUCAUAAUGGCAAGAAAUUCUAUGACUAUAAGGAAUAUGGGAACGCCCUUAAUAGGACUUCAAAACUUAGUUCAUAUCAUUCAGUGCAUAUUGGUAUGAGAUCCUCUGAAUGUGAGGAAUGUAGGAAGUCUUUGAAUAGUAACUCAGACUUUAUGCAACAUCAGAUAAUUUUUACUAGGGAAAAAUCUAAUGAAUUUAAGAAAAGUGGGAAGGCCUUUACUAAUGCCUCACAGUUUUUCCUACAUCAUAGCAUUCAUACAAGUGAGAAACACUUUAAAUGUAAGGAAUGUGUUAGAGAAUUUAGUAAUGGUACAGCCCUUAUUCGUCAUCAGAGGAUUCAUACCGGUGAAAAACCUUAUGAGUGUAAUGAGUGUGGAAAGGCUUUUAGUACUAGUUCAAUAUUUAGAGUACAUCAGAGGAUUCACACAGGUGAGAAACCCAAUGAAUGUAAAGAAUGUGGAAAAGCCUUUCGUCAUUCCUCAUACCUUACUCAACACCAAAGAAUUCACACUGGUGAGAAACCUUAUAAAUGUAAGUAUUGUGUUAGAGCAUUUAGUAAUGUUUCAGCCUUUAUUCGGCAUCAGAGGAUUCAUACUGGUGAGAAACCCUACAAAUGUAAGGAAUGUGGAAGAGCCUUUAGUACUGGCUCAAUACUUACAGCACAUCAGAGAAUUCACUCAGGUGAGAAACCCUAUUUAUGUAAGGAAUGUGGGAAAGCCUUUCGUCAGUCUUCAGACCUUACUCAACAUCAGAGAAUUCAUACUGGUGAGAAACCCUAUGAGUGUAAGGAAUGUGGAAGGGCCUUUCGUCGUUCAUCAGAACUUUCUCGACACAAGUUAAUUCAUGCUGAUGAGAAAUUGUAUGAAUGUAAGGAAUGUGGAAAGAUCUUGAGUAGAGAUUCAAUACUUAUACAACAUCAGAAAAUUCACACUGGUGAGAAAGCCUGGGAAUGUAAUGAAUGUGGGAGAGUUUUUACUUGUGCAACAUACCUGACCCGGCAUCAGCGAAUUCAUACUGGUGAUAAACCAUAUACUUGUAACAAAUGUGGAAAAGCCUUUCUUCGUUCUUCAGACCUUAUUCUGCAUCAAAGAAUUCAUACUGGCACAUUUCAAGUGCUCAACAGCUGCAUACAGCCAGUGGCCAUUGUAUUGGGCAGCAUAUUAUAG
Messenger RNA from Callorhinus ursinus (northern fur seal), 1590 nucleotides. RefSeq lists its product as uncharacterized. The record is from RefSeq and is a predicted model, not a curated record. NCBI's taxonomy places the organism in Eukaryota, Metazoa, Chordata, Mammalia, Carnivora, Otariidae. Gene Ontology annotation, biological process: regulation of DNA-templated transcription.